This is a messenger RNA of Raphanus sativus (radish), 845 nucleotides long. RefSeq names its product kunitz trypsin inhibitor 2-like. Bases 48 to 713 code for a protein of 221 amino acids. The record is from RefSeq and is a predicted model, not a curated record. NCBI's taxonomy places the organism in Eukaryota, Viridiplantae, Streptophyta, Magnoliopsida, Brassicales, Brassicaceae. Gene Ontology annotation, molecular function: endopeptidase inhibitor activity. The transcript has a single exon.
UCUAAAUCUCUAUAGCUCUCAACUCAAUCAAACAAACAAUCACAAUCAUGUCAUCAUUCCCAUUGGUCUCUUUUCUCGUCACUCUCCUGUUGGCUGCAGCCGUCUGCACCCACGGACAAGAACUGGUGACAGACACCAACGGAAACAUAGUUCGACUCAAUGAUCAAUACUUCAUCCAACCAGUCAAUACCGGGAAUAACGGAGGUGGUAUUGUCCCACUUGCUUCUAAAAUUUCCCUUUGUCUACUUGGCAUCACCCAAGCACUUCCGGACGAACCGGGCGUGCGGGUUAGCUUCUCCUUUCCACAGACGUUGAUCCCUCCCAUACCAUUCACCCCUGUACUUACAAAUGUCGAUAUAACCAUCGAGUUCAAGUCCAACAUAUGCAAGGAGUUCUCCAAGUUCUGGGAAGUCGAUGCAUCCGCACUGGUUUCCGAAGAGCCUGCAAUUCAAAUCAAUGGUAACCCGCGGCGAAGAAACAGCCGGUUUAAGAUAGAGAAAGUGGGAAAAGAAGGAAGAACAAACAUUUACAGAUUUACUACUUCUGAUGGAACCGUGGGAGCUGUCCCAGGGGCCUUGGAGAGUACACAGCUAGUUCUCACCAAUGAUGUGGCUAAGACCAUAUUUGUCAAAUUCAUCAAAUUUAAUGCUGUUACUACCGAUGUUGCUUCUACUUCUCGUGUUGAGAAGUUAGGACUAAGGAUGAUUUUGUAAUGUAAAAGCCAAAGACUCCGUCCAUGGCCAAAAAUAAGGGGUUGAGAUUAAUACCCGCACGUACGCAUGCACGUAAACUUUUUUUCUACUGUCAGGAUAAGUAAAAUAUAAGCUAUGUUUUGAAACAUGAAA